Messenger RNA from Erinaceus europaeus (western European hedgehog), 573 nucleotides. RefSeq names its product BICD family-like cargo adapter 1. Gene Ontology annotation, biological process: vesicle transport along microtubule; Golgi to secretory granule transport. Lineage: Eukaryota; Metazoa; Chordata; Mammalia; Eulipotyphla; Erinaceidae. Bases 1 to 501 code for a protein of 166 amino acids. The record is from RefSeq and is a predicted model, not a curated record. The transcript is spliced from 5 exons.
AUGGCCCACGAGCUGAUGCCUAGGGCAAUCAGGAGCCAUAGCAGACAAGACAGUCUGCAAGGCCUGCCACUGGAGGCCUCUGGGCCCAGAGCGCAGGGUUCCCCCAACAGGUGGGCCUCAGAUCGUUGCUCCCUCCUCUGUCAUCUUUCACCAGAGGCCGCCGGAGCACUGGGGGACACCCAGACUGAGUCAAGGGACCAGCUCGUCCGGGAGCGGGAUGAAGCCAUUGCCAAGAAGCGGGCCCUGGAGGUUGAGCUGGAUGCCUGCAGGGCCAAGCUGUGUGCUGUGGAGGCCCAGUUGCUGGAAGUCCUGCAGGAAAAACUGAGGCUAAGCCAGGAGGUGGAGGCCUGGGAGGAAGAUAUGCAGAGGAUGGUCCAGCAGCAGGUGGAGAGGCAGCUUCAGAGAGAGGCUGGAGUCUCGCUGAGAGCCCCCCUGGACCGUGGAGCCCCCAGAGCUCCCUGGGGCCAAUUCCCUCUUGGUCGGUGGGGGUACUGGCGAUGAGAGAGCUCUGCCCAGGAUCUUGGGGGACAGUGUUUAUUAUUAAAAUGGGAGGUCUCAGCUCCUCUGCAGCCC